Suncus etruscus (white-toothed pygmy shrew) is the source of this 1218-nucleotide messenger RNA. It is a transcript of the gene HEY1, whose product is annotated as hes related family bHLH transcription factor with YRPW motif 1. Gene Ontology annotation, molecular function: protein dimerization activity; RNA polymerase II cis-regulatory region sequence-specific DNA binding; DNA-binding transcription factor activity, RNA polymerase II-specific. Lineage: Eukaryota; Metazoa; Chordata; Mammalia; Eulipotyphla; Soricidae. The record is from RefSeq and is a predicted model, not a curated record. Gene Ontology annotation, cellular component: nucleus. Gene Ontology annotation, biological process: circulatory system development; regulation of transcription by RNA polymerase II; Notch signaling pathway.
CCCGGAGCUGGAGCCGCAGCCGGAGCGAGCGCGGGAGCGGGCGCGGGGAGUGCGGGGCGCUGCGGGACUCCGGCGUUAACCCUUUCGUGCCUGGAGAGGUUCCCCCAGAGGCGGCGGCGGCGGCAUGAAGCGCGCCCACGUCGAGUCCAGCUCGUCCGACAGCGAGCUGGACGAGCCCGUCGAGGUGGAGGUGGAGAAGGAGAGCGCGGACGAGAGCGGAAACUUGAGUUCAGCCCUGGGGUCCAUGUCCCCAACGACGUCUUCUCAGAUCUUGGCCAGGAAAAGACGCAGAGGGAUCAUCGAGAAGCGCCGCCGAGACCGGAUCAAUAACAGCUUGUCUGAGCUGCGCCGCCUGGUGCCCAGCGCCUUCGAGAAGCAGGGAUCUGCAAAGCUGGAAAAGGCUGAAAUCCUGCAGAUGACGGUGGAUCACCUGAAGAUGUUGCACACUGCUGGAGGGAAAGGUUAUUUUGAUGCCCACGCUCUGGCUAUGGACUAUAGGAGUUUGGGGUUCCGGGAAUGCCUGGCAGAAGUGGCCAGGUACCUGAGCAUCAUCGAAGGACUGGAUGCCAACGACCCCCUGCGUGUGCGACUGGUAUCCCAUCUGAACAACUAUGCCUCCCAGCGGGAAGCUGCCAGCGGUGCCCACCCAGGCCUUGGACCCAUCCCUUGGGGCAGCUCCUUUGGACAUCACCCGCACGUCGCGCACCCCCUGCUGCUCCCCCAGAACGGACCGCCCGCGUCGCCCACGGAACCCCCCCACCAGGCCAGGUUGGCCCCAGCCCACCCGGAGCGGCCCGCUCUGCGAGCGCCUCCUAGCGGCGGCCUGGGAGCGGUGCUGCCCGUGGUCACUGCGGCCUCCAAACUCUCCCCUCCCCUCCUCUCCUUCCCCUUCUCUUUGGGGUCCUUCCACCUGCUCUCUCCCAAUGCCCUCAGCCCUUCUGCACCCACACAGGCGGCCACAGGCCUCGGCAAGCCCUAUAGACCUUGGGGAACCGAGAUUGGAGCCUUUUAAAAGAACUGAUGCUGUAAAGGGAUGAGGGGAGGAAAAGCUUAAACUAAACCCCAGCUGAGCUGGUGGUGGGUUCUGGGGGGAGGCACCAUCCAUCCAUCACCUUGAAAAGUCAUCAGUCAAAGUCAAAAAAGGUACAUUCGCAGAUGAAUUUUGUUUCCAGACGGGAACGGAAGGUUGGUGGUUUUGUUGGUUUACUUCUUUUUUAA